CCACCUUCCCCAUCCGCAAUUAUCACAAAAUGCUGAAGAGCGGGAUCCUGCGCGCCAGCGCCAGCCUCCGCCGCCCGGCGACUGUCCGCAGUGCUUUCCAGCCCAUCAAGAAGACCUUCGCCCCCAACCUCGCACGCUAUGCAUCAACCGAUGCUGCGAAAGAUGGCAAGAUACACCAAGUGAUUGGAGCUGUGGUUGAUUCAAGUUCGACACCGAGCAAUUGCCCUCCAUUCUCAAUGCCUUGACCACAGACAAUGGCGGCAACAAGCUGACCCUUGAGGUGGCGCAACAUUUGGGUGAAAACAUCGUUAGAUGCAUCGCCAUGGACGGGGCGUACCGAAGGUCUCGUCCGUGGCGCUAAGGCCACUGAUACUGGAGCUCCCAUCAUGAUUCCCGUUGGUCGCGGCACCCUCGGACGUAUCAUGAACGUCACUGGUGACCCCAUCGACGAGCGUGGUCCCAUCAAGGCUACCAAGAUGGCAGCCAUUCACGCCGACCCCCCGGAGUUCACUGAGCAGUCCACCUCCGCUGAGGUGCUGGUCACUGGUAUCAAGGUUGUCGACCUUUUGGCCCCCUACGCUCGUGGUGGAAAGAUUGGUCUCUUCGGAGGUGCUGGUGUCGGCAAGACUGUGUUCAUUCAGGAGCUGAUUAACAACAUCGCCAAGGCCCACGGUGGUUUCUCCGUCUUCACUGGUGUCGGUGAGCGUACCCGUGAGGGUAACGAUCUGUACAAGGAGAUGCAGGAGACCUCCGUCAUUCAGCUUGACGGUGACUCCAAGGUCGCAUUGGUCUUCGGUCAGAUGAACGAGCCCCCGGGUGCCCGUGCCCGUGUCGCCCUUACUGGUCUCACUGUUGCGGAGUACUUCCGCGACGAGGAGGGUCAGGACGUGUUGCUCUUCAUUGACAACAUUUUCCGCAGGGCCGGUUCCGAGGUGUCUGCUCUUCUCGGUCGUAUUCCUUCUGCCGUCGGUUACCAGCCCACUCUCGCCGUCGACAUGGGUGUCAUGCAGGAGCGUAUUACCACCACCUCCAAGGGUUCCAUCACCUCCGUCCAGGCCGUCUACGUGCCCGCUGACGAUUUGACUGACCCUGCGCCCGCCACCACCUUCGCCCAUUUGGACGCCACCACUGUCUUGUCCCGUGGUAUCUCCGAGUUGGGUAUCUACCCCGCCGUCGACCCUCUCGACUCCAAGUCCCGUAUCCUUGACCCCCGUGUCAUCGGUCAGGAGCACUACGACACCGCCACCCGCGUCCAGCAGAUUCUCCAGGAGUACAAGUCGCUCCAGGAUAUCAUUGCCAUUCUCGGUAUGGACGAGUUGUCGGAAGCUGACAAGCUUACCGUCGAGCGUGCCCGUAAGAUCCAGCGUUUCUUGAGCCAGCCUUUCGCUGUCGCCCAGGUCUUCACUGGUAUCGAGGGUCAGCUUGUCGACAUCAAGGAGACCAUCCGAUCAUUCAAGGCCAUCUUGAACGGUGAGGGUGAUGACCUUCCCGAGGGUGCCUUCUACAUGGUCGGCGACCUUGCGUCUGCUCGUGCCAAGGGUGAGAAGAUUCUUGCUGAGCUCGAGAAGUCAUAGAUGUUCGGCGUGGUGGGUGAGAUAUGAGAGUCGGCCAUGAUUCCGAGGGCAUCCAGCCAGUAGUCUUGCUUUGUACAAAAGAUAUACCUCAAAACGCGGGAUUAUACGUAGGUGCUUGUGCGGACAUGGCUUCAUUUGUAAUCCUAUCUUGCAUGCGAAGAGACCGUUUUCAACUGUUC
Molecule: messenger RNA, 1753 nt
Organism: Parastagonospora nodorum SN15
Lineage: Eukaryota; Fungi; Ascomycota; Dothideomycetes; Pleosporales; Phaeosphaeriaceae
Exons: 8
Coding region: 387-1574 (395 amino acids)
Biological process (GO): proton motive force-driven mitochondrial ATP synthesis
Molecular function (GO): ATP binding; proton-transporting ATP synthase activity, rotational mechanism; ATP hydrolysis activity
Source: RefSeq, a predicted model, not a curated record